Anoplopoma fimbria (sablefish) is the source of this 2481-nucleotide messenger RNA. RefSeq names its product peroxisomal biogenesis factor 12 (gene pex12). The record is from RefSeq and is a predicted model, not a curated record. Lineage: Eukaryota; Metazoa; Chordata; Actinopteri; Perciformes; Anoplopomatidae. The coding region runs from base 203 to 1273 and encodes 356 amino acids. Gene Ontology annotation, biological process: protein import into peroxisome matrix; protein monoubiquitination. The transcript is spliced from 4 exons. Gene Ontology annotation, molecular function: protein binding; ubiquitin-protein transferase activity; zinc ion binding. Gene Ontology annotation, cellular component: peroxisomal membrane; peroxisomal importomer complex.
GUUGUGGGUGGUACUUGUGCACCAUGCAGCGUCGAGUGGUCAUUCAGUAACAGAAGAAAAAUGGCAAAGCACCAGUCUCUCUGCUGUUGCUUUAGCUAGUGUUUUCUAAAGACCAUGUGAUAUUGACGAAGCCGGAAGAGACUCCGGGAAACAUCAGCGACGCAGUGCUAACUCCCAGCUAACGUUAGCAUAGGAAUAAGCCAUGGCCGAGGCCGGAGCCCAUCUGACCUCCACCUCUGCCAACGAGCAGCCGUCCAUCUUCGAGGUCCUGGCUCAGGAGUCUCUGAUGGAGGCGGUCCGACCGGCACUGAGACACGCUGUCAAGGUUCUGGCAGAGUCCAACCCGUCCCGUUUCGGCUUCCUGUGGCACCGCUUCGAUGAGCUCUACCUGCUGCUAGACCUCCUCCUCCAGAACCACUUCCUGUCCCACUGCAGCGCCUCCUUCUCCGAGAACUUCUACGGCCUGAAGAGAGUGUCUGGAUGGCGAGGAUUCCCUGUUCGCGGGAAGUCGCGCUGGCGCUCUCUCCUCCUCCUGUGCCUGGCGCCGUACCUCCGGGCCAAGCUGGAGGCGACACUGGCUCGGCAGAGGGACGAGGAGGACUUCUCCAUCCGGCUGGCGCAGACCCGGAGCCAGAGGCUGUACCGGGCGGCCGUGGCGGCGUACCCGUACGUCAGCUCUGCCUGGCAGGCCUGGGUCUUCUGCCAGCAGCUGCUCUUUGUCUUUGGAGUCGCCGGGACCCAUAAUCCCCUGCUGUGGCUGGCCAGGGUCAGACUGGCACGACUGAACGCUCAGGAUAUCAGAGACAUGGAGCUGAAGAGCAGCAGACCUGGCAACCCAGCUGACGGGAGCCUGUUGCAGAGAGGCUGGUGGUUGAUGUCUCAGGCGGCGCGUGGCGCGGCCGUGUCCCUCUCCACCUCCCUCUCUCUGGGCGUCUUCUUCCUGCAGUUCCUGGAGUGGUGGUACUCCUCCGACAACCAGAGUAUUGUUAAGACCCUCACCUCCCUGCCCGCCCCCCCGCCCCCACUCCACCUGCGGCAGGAGCGGAGCGGGCGGGAAUCUCCGUCAGCCAAAGAAGCUCAGCCUGUCGCCAACAGCAGGGACUGUCCGCUGUGCCACGGGCUCCGCACCAACUCCACGGUGCUGUCCACCUCCGGCUACGUCUUCUGCUACCGCUGCAUCUACACUUACGUUAAAGCCAACCGCCGCUGCCCCGUCACCGGCUAUCCCACCGAGCCGCAACACCUCAUCAAGAUCUACUCACCGGAGAGUUAGUACACGUACUAACCACAUAUCCACGUUGACUUACAGAAAACAAACUCUUUCAGAGAGAAAGGAAGUGGCCUUGUUUUUAAAAGAAACUCGGAUAGUGUGAAUCUGUUAAAAUACUGUUUAUUUUUUGGGAUAAGCACAUUGUGUUUCUCUUUUGUAUAAAUGUAAAAAUAUGGGCUCUGAAAUGUACAUAGUGUUUGAUCAAUUGUUCAGUGAUACCAGCUCAUUUAUAUGUGAUUCUGUAAUUCUCUCUCGGCUCACAUCACAUUUAAUAUUCAUAAAUGAAUGGAAAUGUUAGCGGCUAAGAUAGCCAGUGGCAGGUUGGUGAUUGGAUGGCUGGAGUUUAUGCGACAAACCUGACGCUGAAUUAUUUUUAUUGUUAAAAAAAGCUGAUUACAUUAUUUAAAUGAUGAUAUUUAACUCAAAUAAAAUAAAUCAGUUACAACUAAUGAUUAUUUUAAUUAUUUAUUGAGUUAUGUAUUUUUCUCAAUUCAUCUAAAUUGUCAAAAGUAAAAAAAAAAAAAAAAUUCUCACAGCACAAGAGGACAAAUGUCUUUGAACGGCAGUUGAUCAAAUCUUCUACAUUUGAAAACUAACUGGAAACAGUGAAUUUUGGGAGUUUUUGCCUUUUAUAUCAGUUUUCUAGUGGAAAAUGUUCACGUUUUAGUGUUCAAACAAACCAUUUCUCUUAUACUCUUAUACCCAUUGCUGUAUCAGGCUCCCCUCCUGAAAUGCCCAGUCUUCUCUGAAUGGUCAGUGUUUCCAGUCUGCGUCUUUGCAUACUAUGAAACUGCUGUAAACGAGUUUAGCUGCACUUGUACCUUGAACGUUCCAGUGGGAAUCAAAUCCAAAAUCAAGGAGAAAUGAACAACAUUGGCACCUAUGAUUACAGGUUUCUGUGACGGCUGCCUGAGGUAAAUACUGCUACAUGUAUACUGUAUGCCUCUGUCACAAAAUGUUAGCUCAGUAUUUCUACAAAAACUCUGUUAUCUGUUUGUACAGGUGCAUUUGUGAGAAAUGACCUACAGAGUCAACAUUCGUUGUGAAGAGGACGUGACUUCAUGUAGCUACAUGUAGCAGUGUUUAAUAUAAACACUUAAUGUUACAGUAAUUGUCAGGAUGUGUUGGGUGGAAAAAAACAUAUGAAACAAUGGAUGUGAAACAUUAAUUAAUGAUGGUGAAAAUGACUCCUAAUAAACACACAAAAGUAA